Anoplophora glabripennis (Asian longhorned beetle) is the source of this 1914-nucleotide messenger RNA. Its product is annotated as alpha-tocopherol transfer protein-like. Gene Ontology annotation, cellular component: membrane. The record is from RefSeq and is a predicted model, not a curated record. The coding region runs from base 154 to 1152 and encodes 332 amino acids. The transcript is spliced from 8 exons. Lineage: Eukaryota; Metazoa; Arthropoda; Insecta; Coleoptera; Cerambycidae. Gene Ontology annotation, molecular function: phosphatidylinositol bisphosphate binding.
GUUGCUGCGGUACUCAAGACUGUGACUUCUUCGAGAGGCACUCCUAGACCGAUCUCUUGCCACCGGUGUUGAUUUUGAGGGGAAAGCUGCAUGUUGAAGUUGUUGCAUAAAAAGCAAUUUUCUCCGCUGCAACAUCAGAUAUACAAAUAGCAGAUGUCUACCACUGAAGUUAUAUUCACCAAUUCGUGGGAGGAUCACAAUGGCAAUACCAACAAAGAUAAAGACACCAACAUAUCUGAAAAUUUAGCGGCAAUAGCCAGGAGGGAACUGAGGGAAGAAGAAAAUGUGAGGACUCAGUGUCUGGCUCAUCUCAGAGAAUGGAUAAAACAGAAUCCUGACAUUGAAAAUUGCAUUACAGAUGACGUUUUUCUGCUUCGGUUCUUGAGGGUAAAAAAGUUCAGCAUACCAAUGGCUCAACAGGUGCUCUUGAAGUACCUUAACUAUCGUAAGAAAUUCAAGCAUAUAAUGUAUGACCUGGACUAUAUGGAUUCAAAGGUACACCAACUUAUCACCAACGGGUAUAUAUUUGUAAGUCCUUUUCGAGACACUAAUGGCAGAAGGGUGAUAAUAUAUGAUCUAGGUAAAUUUGACUUAGAUAAAUUUAACGGUACAGAUAUGUCAAGAGCUCACGCUAUAACGUACGAAACGUUGAUGGAAGACGAAGAGAAUCAAAUUUUAGGUGUUAAUCACGUAGCAGACUUAGGAGCCGUUGGUCCAUCUUUCGUUACACUGUUUUCUGUGACCGAAUUCGCUUAUUUAAUACGAUGGGGCGAGCAAUCCUUCCCAAUGAGACACAAGGAAAUAAAUUUGUUCAACCUACCGGCUCCAAUAAAGUACAUUUAUGAUUUCGCCAAGUCUAAUUUGAGUCAGAAGCUUAAAGAAAGAUUCGCUGUUCACGAUUGCACGGAUCAACUGCUAACCAAGAUUCCCAAGAGAUGCCUGCCCUUGGAGCUGGGUGGUGAAAUCCCUUCCAAGGAAAUGGUGGAUAUGUGGAAAGAAGAGUUGUCUGCCAAAAGAGACAGACUGCUCGGUUUCGACGCUAUGAAUCUCCUCAGCGACAAAGGCAUCAUCAGGAGCAAAAAUACCCCUUCCCAAGACGAUACAGGGAGUGGCAGCUUACCCGGGAGCUUCAGGAAGCUGGAGUUGGACUAGGGAUCAUUUAGAAAUGAUUAUUUGUACAAAAUUUGAGUUUAUUCGUAUUAUUUUUUAUUUUAUAAAUUAGCUAUUACUGAUUAUUGGAUUUAUUAGUCGUAUAAUUCUACGUUACUUGUGUUACUAGGCGAAGUAAAAGUUCUUUUUCUCUGUACAUUGUUAAAAUACGUAAAAAGUUGUGUUUUUAAGUAGUAUUAGUUAAAAUAAUUGAUAGGUUUGGUUAAAAGUAUUCUUUACUAGUAGCAGAAUUAAAUAUGUUUAGAUAUUUGUGUAGGACCAAAUAAUUUAGUUUGAACCUAUUUUGAACUAUUUAGGAACAGGAUUUAGCAUAGUUUUAAGAUUUCUUUUGUUUUCAUUUUAUUUCCUUUGUAUUUUUAAAUACUGGAAUACCACUGACGUCAUCACAAUGAUUAGAAAUAAUUUGUUGCAAUGUAUAUAUCUAUACAAAAGUUUUUGUCUCAUUUUUAUUGAAUAUCGUAUUUAAGGAUAAGAUUGCAGAUUUAAUUAUACGUAAGAAAUAUGAAUAAUUUCGAUGUAAUUUUAAAAUGGGUCAAUAUUAAAAAUAUGUGAUAUUGUAAAUAUGAUAAACAAAUAUUCAAACAAUUAAAAUUCAGGUUUCAUUAAAUUUAUUUGACCAAAGUUAAUGGAUUUCUAUAGUCUUCAAAAUUAUUAGUCCUUAUUAGUUCCUAAUAAGUAAAUAUAAUUGAAAACUGAAGUCAAGGGGUUAAUUCAAGGGAUAUAUCAUAGUCCUAAAUAGUUUCC